Canis lupus familiaris (dog) is the source of this 4883-nucleotide messenger RNA. It is a transcript of the gene CARF, whose product is annotated as calcium responsive transcription factor. Gene Ontology annotation, molecular function: DNA-binding transcription factor activity, RNA polymerase II-specific; RNA polymerase II cis-regulatory region sequence-specific DNA binding. NCBI's taxonomy places the organism in Eukaryota, Metazoa, Chordata, Mammalia, Carnivora, Canidae. Gene Ontology annotation, cellular component: nucleus. Bases 352 to 2529 code for a protein of 725 amino acids. The record is from RefSeq and is a predicted model, not a curated record. Gene Ontology annotation, biological process: regulation of transcription by RNA polymerase II. The transcript has 17 exons.
GAACGCGAAGACGAGACUCGAAAAGGAAACGGACGACGGUGGCCGAUAGUGGUCUAGUCUCACAGUCCUGCGCUGCGCGCUCUCAGAAGGAUGCGCCUGCGCAUUGUGCUGGUCUCCAUGGCAGGGCCUCGGAGCCAAGACGAGAAAAAAAAUGCUGCUGUGAAGAUGUAAUUAUAGCUCUCACACAGAUGAAGCCACAAUACCAUGAUUUAGUGCUCCCAAAAGGAGGAACUUCAGUGGACAAGAGAGGGCGUUUCUGAGAAUAGUAGAAUGCUUGAGGCCUGAAUUUAAACUUGAACUACUAUCUGAAGCUACUAAAUAAAAGAAGAAAAUGGAAUUGAAUAUACCAGCAUGGAACAGGCUAAUGAUUCACUAAGAGUCAACCGUAAUGAUUCCGAAGAAUCAAAAACAGCUUCUCAUGUAUAUGAGCAUCUAACCUGUAUGGACUCCAGGGAUCCUUCCUUUGGACAGAAUGAUUCUCCUAGAGAUUUACCCAUCACUUCUCAUGAAGCAGAUAAUUCACUCACAUCACAGAAUAUACCAGGGGCCCUGACUCAGACACAGACUCUUUCUGCAGAACAGUUCCAUCUAGUGGACCAAAAUGGGCAACCUAUACAAUAUGAACUCCAGUCAUUGGGGGAUUCUAAUGCACAAAUGAUGAUUGUUGCUAAUCCAUCAGAAAAUGGAGAGGUGCUCCGUGUAAUUCCAUCUACCCAGACAGGAAUGGCACAAGUGAUUAUACCUCAGGGGCAGCUUGCGGAUGUGAAUAGUACUCGCGAUGUCUCUGAAGAGAAAUCCAGUGAUAGAAGUUUACCAACUGUAAGAGUAGAUGUUCUAGCAGACAGUACCAGUAAUUACACUCUUCAUUCACAAGCAUCCGUCACAUUGCCCAAAAAGACAGUGGCGAGAAUGCUUGAAGAACCCUUUCUGGCUCCUCUCCAGCCACUUUCUUCUAACACACCUAUGUGGGCCUGCCGUCUUAGGAGCUGUGAGAAAAUUGGAGAUUCAUACCGUGGCUAUUGUGUAAGUGAGACUGAAUUAGAAAGUGUCCUAACAUUUCAUAAGCAGCAAACACAGAGUGUUUGGGGGACCCGCCAAUCUCCAAGCCCAGCAAAGCCAGCUACACGCUUGAUGUGGAAAUCUCAGUAUGUCCCAUAUGAUGGAAUUCCAUUUGUCAAUGCAGGGAGUAGAGCCGUGGUAAUGGAGUGUCAGUAUGGGCCAAGGAGAAAAGGUUUCCAGUUAAAAAAAAUCAGUGAACAAGAGAGCAGGUCUUGUCAGCUCUACAAAGCCACUUGUCCAGCCCGGAUUUAUAUUAAAAAGGUACAGAAGUUUCCUGAAUAUGGAGUUCCUACAGACCCCAAAAUUGACAAGAAAAUAAUCCGAAUGGAGCAGGAAAAAGCUUUUAACAUGCUAAAGAAGAACUUGGUAGAUGCUGGUGGUGUUCUUAGGUGGUAUGUACAGUUACCAACAAAGCAAGCUCAUCAGUAUCACGAAUUAGAGACUUCCUGCCUCCCUUUGCCACCUUCCCCUUUUCCUAUGUCUUCUCUUGAAGAAGAGGAAACUACAAUUAGGGAUGAGAAUUGUGCAUUACCCUCACGUCUGCAUCCUCAAGUAGCACAUAAGAUUCAAGAAUUAGUGUCACAGGGAAUAGAACAAGUAUAUGCAGUAAGGAAACAGCUAAGAAAAUUUGUAGAAAGAGAACUAUUUAAACCUGAUGAGGUACCUGAAAGACAUAAUUUAUCCUUUUUUCCAACUGUAAAUGAUAUUAAAAAUCACAUCCAUGAGGUACAGAAAUCCUUGAGAAAUGGAGAUAAUGAGUAUAACUCAGAGAUUAUUCCAGCAACGCUUCAGUGGACUACAGAUAAUGGGCAUAUUCUCAGAGAGACUGUUACAGUUACAUUUGCAGAAGGAAAUUCACUAGGAGAAUCAAUAAAUACCAAAGUGGAAACAAAUCAGACAAGAGGUUCUUUGUCUCCAGAGCCAGCCCACUUGCUUUCUUCACUUUCCACAUUUCAGCCAAAAAUAUUUACGCAACUACAGGGUUUGCAGUUGCAACCAAGAUUCACUUCUGAUGGAUCACCGGCUCUGCUAUCAGUAAAUAACCACCCUUCCUCCAGUCCUUCAAGACUUCUGGAUUCAUUAGAAAGUACUGUAAUGAAUAAUAAUUCUCUACUUCUUGGUCAAAGUCAUAGUCUUCAAACAGAUACUUGCCUAACCCCAAACAAUAGCAUUAUUGCCUCUACCAUGGGUAACCUUCCAGGACCAGAUCAAAAUCUAGCUGCAAUGGACCAGCUGGUGGAAGUUGGAGAUGUUGAGGAUACAGAGAAUAUGGAAGGAAGUGUUCAUCGGAUUCUGCUAGGAAAUGUGCAGACCAUCCCAAUACAGAUUAUAGAUAGCCACCCAGCUAUUAUUGAAGAAAAUCCAGAAGGUACCAUUUCUGUGAACCAAGUUAAGCAAGAACCCAAAGAACCUCCAUUGUCUAUGGAAACAAAAAAAAAUUUGGACUGUAAGAAAUUAUCUGCCACAUAAAUUAUUGAAGCUUUUCAGAAUUUACAACUUGGGUGACUUCUGAUGUCAUAAAAAAGAAGGUGAAUAUUGUCAAAGCGCAGCAUUGUGAUAAAUGGACUGAAGACUAGUUCAAUGAGCAACUUUGAUUUAAAACCGAUGUUUGUUGCCAAGUCCAUAUUUUUGGAAGCUAUUUUACUCCUCUCAUUUUGUAUAAUUCUUAUGCUUUUUGAUUACUGAUAAGGCCAGUAUUUCAAAAGAUCAUUUGAAUUUAUCCAUGACAAUAUAGUCUGAACACAAAUAGUUACCUAACUCAUACCUUGGAAAUACCCAGUUUGAGGUCUGAAUAGACAAAAACAACAACAAAAAGGUGUGUGUGUGUGUGUGUGUGUGUGUGACUGUGUAUAUGUAUGUUGACUUUUUAAAAAGUUACAAAAGAACUUUUUUCCUCUUUAAAGUUGUGACGAAAUUCUUUACGUUAGCAGACAGGUGAGAGAUUAUUUGUAGUCUGUCUAAUAGGAAGGAUAAAACAAUAGUAGAUUUUAAUCAUAACACGAAGCGCAGCAUUCACAUCUGUGGAAACUGUAGUUGCAUUUUGGCUUCUUCCAUUAUAAUUUUUAUACUUAACACUACAAACCUGUAACAUAAUAAUGGUCAUCUAGUAGAAAUUUAAAGUGUCUUGGUAAGUACUCAGAAUUUUAACUUGAAUUAAUCAGAUAAGCAACAGAAAUAAAUGUAUAUUGCAUGGAUUUAUAUACUAAUGUAAGGAAAGCACUACUUGUGGAUAGAAACAUGUAGAAAUUAAGAGAAUUCAGAAAGAAUAAUAGACUUCCCCUGGUGUUUACAGAUGAUUUGGGGGAACUUUUUGAUAUCAGGAGAGGAUUUUUUUUUCCUAUUUUGUAUCGAAGAUUCAGCUCUGGUUGGAAAAGAAUUUGAGUUGUGUUUAUUUUUCUAUGCCAGAGUUCUUACUGAAUUGGUGGUAUUAGAAUUUAUAAUAUUUCAAGGUAAGUAUUUGUAGUUAAAAUUUAGUUCAUAUUUAAAACAACUGAUGUGUAUGUAUAUUUGCUUGUUGAGUAACUAUAUUUACUUGAAAUGCUGAAUAAGUCCUAAUCACUAUAUUCAUUGUAAGCUUCUGUUUUCUGGAAGGUUGGUAAACUAGAAAUGUCAAUUAUAAACUGUCAAUAAAUCAAUGUAAAGGUUUUUUUCAACCCAGAGACCAUUUGUGGGUAUAGUUAGGAUUUUAUUUAAAAGUAAUAAGGAUUUCAAAUGGAUAUUAAUGUUUAAUAUUCAAAGCAUAUAAGAUAUAAUGUGAAAUUUAACCAUAAUAUUUUAUAUAAAUAUGAAUCAUUUUUCUCUUUUCUAAGUCCAGUCUCUCAUUCUUAAUUCACUUUGUUGCAGGUACACAGCAUGUAUCUAAGUAUAAAGCAUUGUUAUAUUAGAAGUGAUUGGAACUCUUAAAGUCUUUGCUCUUUAGAUUUAUACCCUAUUUAAUAUGAAAAUGUAUUUAUAAUCCUAUUUAAUAAAAAGUUAAUAUUCAGUUACAUAUAUGAUUUUUAGUUAGAAUAGCUAACUGUUCUAAGAAUUGAAAGUAUUUGAUGUCAGCAUUUUAGAGGCAGGCUGCAAAAUCUGAUUAUGUUACUCCUAAGACACAGCUCUUAGUUACUUCAACCCCAGAUUUCUCUUAGUCUGUGUGUACUUAAAGGGUAUAAGUCUAAAUUUAUAAUGUAGUAUUAUAUUAUAUUAUAGGUAAUGAUUCUUUUCAUUUGUUAUUUCUGGGUUUUAUGGAAACUGUUUUCAAGAUAUUAAGUAAUCUUUUCAUUAAUGGCAGUAGUUUUUUAUUAUUAAAUAUUUUACCAGUUGAACUAUAUUCCUUUGGAGACAUUCUAUUCCUUUUUGAUGUUGAGUUGUUAAGGAGAAAUGCUUGUUAAGAAACAAACUCUAGUCAGUUACCUACAAGGAUGAGAGAUGUUAGAGCAUUCAGACUUUGGCACUUGAUCAAGAACAAAGCAUAGUUAAAAAUAUUUCUCUCACUUCAUUUUAUGUGAAUGUCUCUUUCUGGUACUGGGUUUUUGUGGGGGUUUGUUUUGUUUUGUUUUCUGUUUUUUUCUUUCUUUUUUUUUUUUAAUGAGGACAGAAAGUUACAGUACAUCCUCCCCACAAACAAAAAACAAAAUUAAAAAGCAUGAAGGAAGGUUUAAGUCCCUAAUUGUAUACUCUUUUGGUUUUUAGGUAGAAACUGGAACUAUCAAUAUUUUCAUGUUAUUUUGGAGGUAUUUUAAAGGAGUCAGCGUUUGACGGUCUUGGAGAUCUUAUCAAAAUCUGGUCACCUUGGAAACAGCAUAAUUUUCUGAGGCCUUUUCAGCCUCCAGCACAGGGUC